Messenger RNA from Sinocyclocheilus rhinocerous, 3184 nucleotides. RefSeq names its product insulin-like growth factor 2 mRNA binding protein 1 (gene igf2bp1). Gene Ontology annotation, molecular function: RNA binding. The record is from RefSeq and is a predicted model, not a curated record. Lineage: Eukaryota; Metazoa; Chordata; Actinopteri; Cypriniformes; Cyprinidae. The coding region runs from base 431 to 2224 and encodes 597 amino acids. The transcript has 15 exons.
GAGCGGUGGGAUCUGUGUGACAGUGCAGGGUACAGCUUUAGGUUGAGGGGCAGCGAGAGGAAAGAAUUUCUCCCGAUCCCGCUAAAUACUUGCCACUAUUCCAUCGUAACAAACAUCAGCUUAAUUCAAACUGAUAUCAUUUCUACACCGUGCUGGGAAUUCGCGAAGGUUGCUACAGUGAAGAAUAUUUACCACUCGCCUGCAGGACUUAAUCAGACUACAACGUUACUGUUAGUCGAACUUUCCCCUUUUUAUUUUGGAUUGUCUUGCAGUUUGAUUUUUUCCCCCUCGUUUUUAAUUCCAACCGGCUGACAUCUACAUGAUUUUGUAAUCUGCGCGUGUCUUAGUCCUUUUUCAAAAUUAAUAGCGUUCUGCCGAAAAGUUUUAUUUUCAUUUCUAUUUUUUGGGGGGGAGCGUUAGUUUUUCCACGAUGAACAAGCUAUAUAUUGGAAAUCUCGAUGAAAACGUGACCGCAGAGGACUUGGUUAAAACCUUUGAAGAUAACAAGAUCCCAUACUCUGGACAGUUUCUCAUGAAAACUGGCUAUGCGUUUGUUGAUUGCCCGGACGACCAAUGGGCAAUGAAAGCGAUUGAAACAUUUUCUGGUAAAGUGGAACUUCACGGCAAACGAAUUGAGGUCGAACAUUCUGUCCCUAAGAAGCAGAGGACCAGAAAACUCCAGAUCAGAAACAUUCCGCCACACCUACAGUGGGAGGUUCUUGAUGGUCUGCUUGCCCAGUAUGGAACUGUUGAGAACUGUGAACAAGUGAAUACAGACAGUGAGACUGCAGUUGUGAACGUCACAUAUGGGACACGGGAGCAGGCUAGACAGGCAAUCCAGAAGCUCAACGGUUACCAGUUUGAGAACAACGCCCUGCGUGUUUCAUACAUCCCCGACGAAAACUCUGAUGUCGACUCUCAACGAGGACCAGACAACGGCCGUCGUCCCGGAUAUGGUCCGCGAGGAAACUCCCGCCAGACGUCGCCUGGUUCUCGAAUCCCCAACAAACAUCAACAUCCCGACGUCCCUCUCAGGCUGCUGGUGCCCACGCAAUACGUGGGUGCCAUUAUCGGCAAGGAGGGCGCCACCAUCCGUAACAUCACCAAGCAAACUCAGAGCAAGAUCGAUGUGCAUCGUAAAGAGAAUGCAGGUGCCGCUGAAAAGCCCAUAAGUAUCCAUUCUACCCCAGAGGGCUGUUCAGCUGCCUGCCGCAUGAUCUUGGAAAUCAUGAUCCAGGAGGCCAAGGACACCAAAACUGCUGAUGAGGUGCCUCUGAAGGUUCUUGCUCACAACAACUUUGUUGGCCGUUUGAUUGGCAAAGAGGGACGCAACCUGAAGAAAGUGGAGCAAGACACUGAUACCAAGAUCACAAUUUCACCACUGCAGGAUCUGACCCUUUAUAACCCAGAGAGGACAAUUACGGUGAAGGGCUCGAUCGAAGCGUGCUGCCUGGCAGAACAGGAAAUCAUGAAGAAAGUGCGGGAGGCAUAUGACAAUGACAUCGCUGCCAUGAAUCAACAGACCCACCUGAUCCCUGGACUAAACCUGGGAGCAAUCGGCCUCUUCCCGCCAUCCUCUGCCAUGCCGCCUCCUGCCCUCGGAAACUCUGUGCCUGGUUCCCCCUAUGGCCCUAUUGGGGCCUCUGAACAGGAGACCGUCCACGUGUACAUCCCAGCUCAAGCCGUAGGAGCCCUUAUUGGCAAGAAAGGACAGCAUAUCAAGCAGCUAAGCCGUUUUGCGGGAGCUUCUAUUAAGAUUGCACCAGCAGAGGCUCCAGACUCAAAAAUGCGAAUGGUCAUUGUUACAGGACCACCUGAGGCCCAGUUCAAGGCUCAAGGCAGAAUAUACGGUAAGCUGAAGGAGGAGAACUUCUUUGGCCCCAAAGAGGAAGUGAAGUUGGAGACACACAUCAAAGUAGCAGCUGCAGCAGCAGGAAGGGUCAUCGGAAAAGGCGGGAAAACCGUGAAUGAACUGCAGAACCUCACUGCUGCUGAAGUAGUGGUUCCCCGAGAGCAGACCCCUGAUGAACACGACCAGGUCAUCGUCAAAAUCAUCGGCCACUUUUACGCAAGUCAGCUGGCACAGAGGAAGAUCAGGGAAAUUUUGACACAAGUCAAGCAGCAGCAGAAAGGAGGUACAGGAGGUUCGCAGGGGCCCCAUCCGCAGGCCGUGUCUGAGCCGGGGACCCCUCAGGGACUGGCACAAGAACCCAGGAGGAAGUGAGAGGCCGAGGCCGGGGCCCAGUCAGACGGACAGACAAAUGGGAGGACAAAUGAGCGGACUGACUGAGAGAGAGAGUGACACACAGACCUAGCGGUAGACAGGGAGAAAUAAGCAGCAAAAUGAGAGGGUAUUAAAAAAGACAAAAAAAAAAUGCCUGUGAGAGGGCGAGGAAGCAAGUUUAGUGGGAAAAAAAAAAGUGAUUUUUUUUUUUUUUUGGAAGAGAGAUAACUAGAAAACAGAGACCAGAUGCCAGGCCAGGUGGAGUGACUGAGGAUGGCGAGGAGGUCUGACAAAACAUAGCUUUUUUUACAUAGCUGCUUAUUGGGAAUAGGGUGUAAUGAAGGUCCCUCAAAAGUGUGUAUUCCUAAAGGAUUCGAGCUACAUGGGACCCUCAGCCAUCAGCAGUCACUUCAAAAUUUUUACCGUUUUUUUUUGUUGUUUUUUUAAAGAUAGAGAUAUAUGUAUAGAAAUGUUUAUUCAGUGGUAUUAUUAAUGAAAUGCAGUGAGGUAGAGAUGGGAAAGAGAGAGCAGAGAAUCCAUCACAAUUUUUGGAGGGCGGGGUCACUAAUCAAGUGACUUCUCCCUACCUAUCAGAGACGAGGGGAGGGGCCAAAGUUGUUAACACUGCUCUUGAAGUCCCCCACGCUAAACUGUGGGGGUGACGAGAUGAAAAAAAAAAAUGAGGUUGUAAAUAUAAUCUUCAUGACUUUGUGUUGAGAUGCUGCACGUUUAACCAUCGACAAUAGAGUACCUGGCUUAAGAGGGUUGCGGCGUUUUUCUGGGGCUUCCCUUUUAGGCUGCGUGCCGUUUGGCCGGCGGGACGUGCAGCGAGAGUUCAGUAAGCGUGUGGGCUAAAGGUGACCUCUGCAGUUGUAUUGCAGUGGCUCAGCUUUGAUGUGCGGAAACCCAUCAAUUCCAUCCUAAACCACGCCGGCGAUGAUCGCUGUAGCGCCGCUCACA